CAUUAGCAUUCUGGGUUUUCUACAUAGCAGCACCUAUUCUCAGUCAUUGCUACAGGUGGAGUACUGAUUCGUACGUGCAGAUUACAGAACCGUGAACAUGAGCUACAAUACACAUUCCAAUAUAGGCUCCAGCAGUCGAAGUGCAAGGACAUUGGAGUUUGGAAGGACACAUGUAGUGCGGCCGAAAGGAAAACACCAGGCCACCAUAGUUUGGCUUCAUGGACUCGGAGAUAAUGGCUCAAGCUCUUCCCAGCUCUUAGAAUCACUUCCUCUUCCAAAUGUUAAAUGGAUCUGCCCAACCGCACCAACACGUCCUGUUACUUUACUUGGUGGUUUUCCUUGCACUGCAUGGUUUGAUGCAGGAGAGCUUUCUGAAGAUGGCUCAAAUGAUUGGGAGUCUUUAGAUGCUUCUGCAACACAUAUUGCAAACUUGUUAUCAACAGAGCCAGCUGAUGUUAAAGUUGGUAUUGGAGGCUUUAGUAUGGGUGCUGCAAUGGCCCUUUACUCUGCAACUUGUUAUACUCUGGGAAGAUAUGGAAACGGUAACCCAUAUCCCGUCAAUCUAAGGGCAAUCGUUGGACUAAGCGGAUGGCUUCCAGGGGGAAGGAGCUUAAAAAGUAAAAUACAAAGUUCACAUGAGGCUGGAAGGCGUGCUGCUGCCUUACCCAUUUUGCUUUGUCAUGGAACAAGCGAUGAUGUUGUCCUCUUCAAAUACGGGGAAAAAGCAGCCCAGUCCUUAAGUUCAGCAGGAUUUCGAGACCUUACAUUCAAAUCCUAUGAAGCGCUUGGUAAUUACACGGUACCUGCAGAGAUGGAGGAAAUGUGCCAUUGGCUGACUGCAAAACUGCGCUGACUCCAAAACUGGCGCUGGGGGGUUCUCGCCCCACUCGGAACUAGUUUCUAGUUUGAGAAUUGAGAUAAGCAGCUAGCGAGUAUGAGGCAUUAUGGAACAAACAAUAAUACUAAUAAUAAUAGUAAUUUUGCAAGGCGAUCGAGCAGCUAGCUAGUACAUAUAUAUAUAGAAUGGUGUAUGUAUCAUGUACGUACGUAUGGGGUAUAUCUUUACCUUAAUAUUCAUAUAUAUAUACCUACAACAAUCUUCCCUCAUUCCUUAUGUCUUCUCCUCAUGUACCGCUUAAAUUAUAUAUAAAAGCUUCUCAUCUUCUUUA
This is a messenger RNA of Juglans regia (Persian walnut), 1169 nucleotides long. Its product is annotated as acyl-protein thioesterase 2-like. Bases 98 to 853 code for a protein of 251 amino acids. The transcript has 9 exons. Lineage: Eukaryota; Viridiplantae; Streptophyta; Magnoliopsida; Fagales; Juglandaceae. Gene Ontology annotation, molecular function: hydrolase activity. The record is from RefSeq and is a predicted model, not a curated record.